CUACACAAAAACCGGAACAUAAGAUGCGGCCGGAUGCAGCAAAAAUGCUGGCGGACCACUCACAAAACUCUUCUCUGGUCAUAAGAAACGGACUUGGCUGAGGACUCGUUUGAAGAAAUCUUGACUUUUGCCCUUAACGAAGUGCCCAUUGAGAGAGGAUGAAUCCAGAACGACAAAGCAAACAGUGUGGUUCGCCAUCAGCUGCCCAUCAAAUCUCUGCAUCUGAUGGUAGCGACGAUGGAUCUGCUGCGAAUCCCUCUUCUUUCGAACAAAGCAUACAACCAGCAUCCUUGUUAACUGAGACUUCAAAGGAGUAUGUGGAAUUUGCAAACGAGAAGGAUCACUUGGCCCAAGACGACGAUCUCUCUCAGUUGACCGAAGAUCUUUCUCGAGGGCGCAGUGUUUGCCUGAGCUCAGCAUCGGAUGACACUGGGUCAUCAGCAGAGCUUAGUAGUUGUUUCAGCGCAAUCGAAGACAGCUGUAGCGACAAGAAAGACAAGACCACUCCCAGGCGAACGCGCUUGGGCAACCUUCAGGAUAUUCACUUGGUCGAUUUGCAGCCCCAGUCUACGACGCUUUGGUCGCGCUGUAAUCUUGUACCUGUGAUACAACCCUGCGAUGCUUCCCAGAAGAGAGGAUUUCGUCGUGUUAUGCAAGCGGUGUCUCUUGGUUCAGACGACGGCAGCAGCGCAAGCAUGAAACGCAAACGAGGACUUCGUCGGUACACCGUCGCUGCAAACAGGAACACUGCUUCGAAGAAGCCUCAAAGAGGGCUAAGACGCUACACCAUUGCGGCUACCGCUACCACCAUCACCACCACCGCUACCCAUUCAAACAACAGCGAACGACGGCUCGGACGCUCUUCCAUCGUCACAAGGAACAACAUCAAGAUACCAAGGAGGGGGCUUCGAGACUCUUCCAUCGCCACGGUUAGUACUGCAAGCAUCGAUACUUCGCAGCCGCAGCCGCCAUCACCUUCAAGUCGUCGUGUGUCUUGCAACGCUGGCAAGCGGCAGCGUGGAUUGCGGAGAACGUCCAAGCCUGAUGCGACGAAGAACGCAGAUGCUGAAACAGAGGACUCCCGGACCCCAGCAAGAAAACAUUGCACCACAGUCGUAAGUCACGCUGGCAAUGGAUCCGUAGCUACGAGCGAAGAACUCCAUUAUUUCAUGCCAUUAGAUGGCAUCCAGCCUCUGCCCCCUGCCACCGCUCUGCGAAGAUUCAAUCGACAGAGAAUGGUACCUGGAGCUCACGCUGUGCCAGGGGAUGGCAUCACUUUCUCUUUGCCAGACCCUCCAACACAAGGAGAUAUAGAGUUUGGCGUGAUGCAGUUGCACUCAGAUCAAGCGCCGCAAACAGACAACCGUGGUUUGGUAGAGGCCGUAAUGGUAUCGGAAAGAAACAUGCCUGUGGCCAUUCCAGUUCCUGAUUGCAAAAAGCACAACAAGGUAGCUCCUCGAAGAAUUACUUGGCUUUGGGUGGUCCUGCCGCUUUUGGCUCUCAUCAUAACUGUUUCCACUGCUGCGAGCAUUGCAUGCCAGCACUUAGCCAACGGCACGGCCAACAAACAAAGCCUCCCAGACCAAGAUUUCAACCAUCACAACCAAGUCAAGCUGGCAAUUCAAACUAUCUUCGGGGAUGAUUACUUCGAGGGAAACAACGAAGACCUGGAAUACAAGAAAACAGCACUCCAAUGGAUUGUCAACGACGACCCCAUGCAGCUACAGCCUGACGAAGGGCAUCUCAUUCAGAGAUUUGUGCUUUCCAAGUUUUACUUUCAGACUUCAGCAAAGGGGCCUUGGGACUACUGUGGUCAACCCACAAAGCUGCAGCAAAACCCUCUCUGCCACUAUGGGCAACACUUCAGUGAGUAUUGGGCGAGUAUGUGGCUUAGCCAGGAUCACGAAUGCCUGUGGGCUGGGAUCACUUGUCAUUGGGGCGCUGGAAACGAAAGGAAUGUAGUGGAAGUGGCGCUUGUGUCCAACAACUUAAGGGGGUCACUUCCAUCUGAGAUAAAUUUCCUGUCUCAUCUAACAAGACUGUACCUUGCAUCCAACAUGUUGGAGGGAAGUCUCUCAGAGCUUGUUGUCGGUGAUCACUCCUUGCCUGGAACCAUACAAACCCUUCACCUUGGAGGUUGUUCCCUCACUGGAACUCUCCCUCCUGAGAUAUUUGACCCCCUAAAAUUCCCAAACCUCUCCUAUUUCAAUCUCAGGGACAAUCCAUUAACAGGCACAAUUCCAAGGGAAGUGGGAUUGUUCCAAGGCACACAUCUUGAUGUAUCGGAGACCUUUCUCGCCGGUAUUAUACCUUCUGAGAUUUCUCAAGCAAGCAAUCUGCUGCAAUUGUUCCUUGGUGGAAAUUUGUCAGGAACUAUUCCCAGGGAGAUUGGUUGGUUGAAAAGCCUGCAUUAUCUUGUUCUUCCAGGAAACUCUUUGCUAGAGGGGGAAAUUCCAUCUGAGCUGGGCUUACUGGAAAACCUCAUGGUAUUGCACCUUGGAGACACUGGACUCAAUGGAACUCUCCCAGAGGAGUUCUACACAGGGUCUUUCCAUCAUAGACUUUACAAUGUGGACCUUGGCAACUGCCAGUUCACCGGCACUAUCAGCACCAGUAUAGGGCUACUGACAACUCUUCUGUGGCUUGACAUGAGCAAAAACUUAUUUUCGGGAGAGGUUCCCGGUGAACUUGCUUCUUUGACUCGCUUGCAGCAAUUGCGGCUAGAAGGAAACCACAACCUGAAAGGAUCAAUUCCAGAGGGAAUUUGUUCCAUUCUGCCAGCAAAUGAUGCCAAUGUUGCUGUUGACUGUAUGCCAGAAGGGGGUACCGGUAUUCCUGAUGUUGCUUGUCCAGAGAAUUGUUGUACAACCUGCUGCGAUUCUACUGGCACUUGCUUUGAAGUAUGAUUGAGUUCAGUGGCUGCUAGAGUUUGUAUCUAACCAGAUGUCGCUCCUAACUAAACUGCAUUGUAACUAGCUAGAUUUCUGGAUUCAGGAUGAUUGAUUUGCUGAGCAGUUUCAGCUUGAACCAGUGGUCAACUAGCUGUCAUUCAAAGGUUUCUUUGAGCGAGACGGCACUCUUUUUGGGCUCAGGGUUGAUCCCCUAUUAGACUCUUUUCUGAGGGUAGCUCUGGUCGCUGGCUUUGUCAUAUUGCCAGUAGGCCUGGGUGACAAGCUUUUGGCUGGUCGCCUAAUCAUUUGUCCAUUGGUCCUCUCCAUUGGGCUCCUUGAUGUCAUCUCCUUGAGUGAAUUGCUAGAUUGACUGCCCUCUUUUGGAGUAGAUUGGUUUUUUGAUGACUCAGACUGAGAAAGUGAUGCACUCUGUAAACACAGGCCCUGCACACCAAGACCAUUGCGUGUCCUUUGAUGCUGGAUCAUUUUUCUACCUGAGCUGAAUUCCUCCAAAAUUUUGGUUUUGACUUUAAGGGCUUUGAGGGCUUCCAGAGCCUUUUUGUUGUUGAUGGUAUCCAAUGUUAUGCAUUGCAAGGAUGAUGCCCGUUCCAACGGGCAAGAUUGCACUUUUGAAUGUGAUGAUACAGACAACGUGGAUGGUGCUCGCUGCAAAGAUAGCCUCUGCAUGCUGCCAGUGCAGCUGCCAUGAUUUACCUUCCCUCUCUCAGUGGACCUUUCUUUGUCCAAAUUUUUGUUUUGGGCUUUGAGGGCCUCCAAAACUGCUUUAUUGUCAAUUUUUUGCAUGGAUGCUGCCCGUUGCAGUGGGCAAGGUUGCACCCUUAAAUUUGAUGAUAUGGAUCGACUGGAUACUGCUUGCUGCAAAGAUGGCCUCUCCAUGCCAGCCCUGGUCGCUAUGCUGACACGAUUUACCUUUCCUCUGGCAAUGGACCUAGACCUAUCAUUGGCUUUGUUCUUUUCUUUCGGGGCUUCCAAUACUUGUUUAUUGUUGAUAGUUUGAACCAUGUCACUGGUGGUUGGCUGUAUGCAUCUUGCGGAUGAUGCCGGCUCCAGUGGCACCUUUGAGCAUGAUGGUUGCAAGGAUGACGCACGCUGCGAGGAGGGAUUCUGAAGGUUAGCUCCAGACUUGGAACUCUCGUACCCAGCAGUCCCAUUGAUGUCACCAGUGGACCUUGCUUUUUCCAAAAGGAUGUUUUUCGUGUGCAGGGCUUCCGCAACCUUGUCGUUGCACAUCUCAAUCAUCUUGAUAGUCUCCGAUGGCAUUCCCUGUGAGGAUUCUGAAUGUGAUGAAACGGAUUGAAUUGAUGAUGCACGCUGCAUGGGGCGAUUCUUCUGCCUGGCUCCGGUACUUGCACUUGCGCUUUCGAAGGUUUGCUUAACUGUUGUGAAACCAGUGUUUUGAGCUUUGAGGGCUUGAGCUUCUUUGUUGCUACCGGUAGGUUUGACCAUAUCACUGGAGAGUGGUAUGCAGAGCAUCGAUGAUGCCCGCUCCAGCGGUGCUUGCUCCAAUGGGUAUUUUGGCCCAGUAGAACAUGAAGAUACAGAUUGUGCAGAUGAUGAAUGCUGCAAGGAGGGUUUCCUUAGGCCAGUCUUAGGACUUGUACUCUUGUGGUAACUUGACCUCGCUUUUUCCAAACGACUGAUGACUUUUGAGGGCUUCAGCGCUUCUCUAGUGUUUGCCUCGCAAAUUGCACCGGUUGUGGAUGGCGCUUGCCCCAAAGGAGAAGCUGGAAAAUUUGAGCAUGAUGACACAGAUCGAGCAGAUGAAAAGCGCUCCAAGGAGGGUUUCCUUGGACUCUUGCAGUAAUUGGACAUCACUCGUCCUUUGGCCUUCUGCGAUUCUGGCACUUCUUUGGUUUUGGCUUCAACUAGAUCACCCGUGGAAGAUGGAACACAUCGCAUCGAUGAUGCUCUUUCAAAUGGACACGCUUUUGAAGCAGAUGAUGCACGAUGCAAAGGCGGUUGCUUUGGAGCAGAAUCGGUGCUUCCCUUGCAGUUUUCAGCGCUGCUAAAUGCUUCAGAUUGCGGUCCAUGGUCGAGAUGGAAGUUCGGUUCAGCAGCUGCGACGCUUAUUUGUCCGCUUUUUUGCUUCUUUUCGGCAUCUGCCAUCAAUUCUCCUAGCUUGUUUCGGAUUGCUGCAUUUGUUGCGGCGAGAUGUGUUGCCACUACCGCCUUGGCACACUCUUCACUGAAAAGAUCUGAAACGUUCUCUCUGUUCUUGGUGGUUUCCGCGACCGCAACUUUUAGGCGGGAUAAUCGAGAGCUCAAAGUAUCAAAUUCUCCUUUCAUACGCUCAAUAAUGCUAUCUUUCUCUGUCAGAAGCUGCUCCGACGAGGCAUCAGGCCCGCGACGAGCUACCUCCGCCAAUGAUUGGAUCGAUUCGUUCAACUUCAUAGCCUUGGUUGCCGCAUCUUGUUUGGUUCGCCUCAGCUCUUUCUGGAUACGUGUCUUCUCGAGGAUCAAAUCGUCUUUAUCUCUUUUCAGGCGAGAACAGUGCUUGUUUGCCGUUACGACAAGCUGUUCGCAAAACGCAAUCUUCGUUUUGGCUUCCUCCAGGGCCCUUUUAAGUUCUUGAUUUUUAGCUACAAGGUCCUCAUUCUUUUGCAUAAUCUGGGCCAAUGAAGCAGUCAGGGCACUACUCGCAAGAGCAGCACCAUUCGACUGCUGCAGUUGCGGUUCCACACUGGAAAGGGUAUUCUCAAUUGGCAACUCCAACAGAACAUGGUCCCUCUUGCCACCUUGUUUGCUGUGGGACGCAGUAACCAACAUUUCUUCUUCGGCACUGUUGAAACUGCAUACCGGUAGUGUGCUACGUGGAGAGAUAGCCCUUGUACUAAGGUGCUCACUUCCGUUCUUCAACGGUGCCGAAUUGGGACCGACAACCAUCUUACGAGUACCACUUUGACGACGAGGUGUCCAUUCUCUUUUCCCAUCCUGGUUGGGGUUCAUAUUACAUAAACCUUCAUCGGGCAGAGUUGCUUCAAUGACACGAACAACGCUGUCAGUGUGACCCUCUUUGGACUUCAGCGCACAUUUUUUGGCAGUACCUGCCGCCAAAUGCAGAUCCAAGACUGUUGUGUCGAAAGACCCAAUUGACGUUGCUUGACCACCACCUGUAUCAUUGAAACAAGAAAUUCGAAUUGGUUGUUUCAAACCUCCCUCCCCAUGGCAUAGUAAGAGCAUUGGUAUUGCAGCUGAUUUCCAGAUAGGAUCCAAGCUGCCGUUCACGGUUUCGGAGCGAUGCAAUAAUUUCCAU
This is a messenger RNA of Seminavis robusta, 6165 nucleotides long. Lineage: Eukaryota; Bacillariophyta; Bacillariophyceae; Naviculales; Naviculaceae. The record is from the annotation of a GenBank genome assembly.